AUGCUUUCUAAGGAUUUCACUGAGCGCAUCAGCUACCCAUCUUCAAGCUAUCAGCUCAAGGAGAUCACCAUGGCUAAGGUCAUGAUCUACAAGCGUGAUCACAUUCUCGGCGAUAACAUCGAGAUCCCAGAGAGCAUCAAGAAGAACAAGUUCAUCAUCGAUUUCCCUAGGACUAACAACACGUGUGUAUUCUUCUGCAUUGCUUACCACUUGGAGGAGAGCGCACGUCCUGAUCGAAUGAUGGCAUCGGUUAAGGAUCGUGUCGAAGCGUACUGUACGUUCAAGAGUGUCAAGUACUCAGCCAAGUACUUCAAGGAGAUGCAGCCAAUUGAUAUCAAGGAGUUCGACCAGCUCGAAGACUGCUUCCAGCUAGCAAUCAACGUGUUUGAAAUGGAUCAGAACACUCUUGAGAUCAGCAAGCUACGCGAGUCGGAGAAGGCGUACGAAAAUAUUAUCAACAUUCUCGACUACAAGGGACAUGCCAUGUACAUCAAGAACAUCGAUACCGUUCUUUCAAAGUAUCCAUGCAACGUAUGCGAUGCUAUCUUUGACACUUAUGACAAGCUCUGGAACCACAAGAAGAUCGAGGUUAUCGAGGCUUUCCCUUCAUCUCCCAGCUGGAACAAGCUAUGA
Molecule: messenger RNA, 633 nt
Organism: Phytophthora sojae
Lineage: Eukaryota; Oomycota; Peronosporomycetes; Peronosporales; Peronosporaceae
Exons: 1
Coding region: 1-633 (210 amino acids)
Source: RefSeq, a predicted model, not a curated record